This is a messenger RNA of Triplophysa dalaica, 3444 nucleotides long. RefSeq names its product tumor necrosis factor receptor superfamily, member a (gene tnfrsfa). Gene Ontology annotation, cellular component: plasma membrane; cell surface. Lineage: Eukaryota; Metazoa; Chordata; Actinopteri; Cypriniformes; Nemacheilidae. The transcript has 10 exons. Gene Ontology annotation, biological process: TRAIL-activated apoptotic signaling pathway; positive regulation of apoptotic process. Gene Ontology annotation, molecular function: protein binding. The coding region runs from base 211 to 1518 and encodes 435 amino acids. The record is from RefSeq and is a predicted model, not a curated record.
AGCAAGUGAGAAGUUUCGCAUUACGCCAAGUGCGUUCCUGUUAGUACGCUUUCAAAAAUGAGCCGCUUGUGAAAGCCGCCAUUCAUUGGAUCUACUUUGAUUUUUCUAGUCACUUUUUUCCUCAUAACUUGUGUUAAAAACAUUGUUUCUGGGGUGUAAAAGGAAUCAACAAGUAGUUGGAAACUUUGGAAAACAAGCCAUCCGUAAGGGAUGGACUCAUCCACAACGAUGAAACUCGUGAUCCUCGUCCUAUCUGCUUUGAAUCUGGGUCGUGGGGCAGCAGAACUGGGAGUUUUAGGAGAGCUGCAGAACCGCACAGCCCGACAGAUGAACUGUGUGGAGAACCAAGAGUAUAUUCAUAAUGGCUUCUGCUGCAAGAACUGCGAAGCUGGCACUUAUGUGAGUGAGAAGUGUAGUAAGGACCAGGAGAAGGGCACAUGCUCAUCGUGUAAAGCGGGCACGUACGCAGAGCACCCCACAGGCAUGGAGCAGUGUCUGCAGUGCAGCCAUUGCCACAUAGAUCAGAAUGUUGUAGCAGAAUGCACCAGCUUGAGCAACACCAAAUGUGAAUGCAAGGCCGGUUCCUACUGCCUGCCGGACGAGCCAUGCGAAGUGUGCAAAAAAUGCAUUCGGUGCAAAGCUGAUGAAGAAGUAGAGAGCAAAUGCACCGCGACAUCCAACACAAAGUGCAGGAAACGCACUUCGAUUCCAACAGAAGGUCCAACGGAGAAGACAACACCGUCCGGUCACAACAGGAUUGUAGUUGCAGCAGUUGUUGUACCGCUGUUUGUGCUGCUGUUGGUUGGUGUAAUUGUACUCGGAAUUAAAUGGAAGAGGCGCCAGAAGCGACAAAGUGAAAUUGACGAAAGUUUGAAGGAGGUGAAGUGUCCAAAUGAUGUGUUCCCAAAAUCAGAAGAGGAGCAGGAGAACAACCGCAAUGCUGGACUAGAGAGGACAGAGGAGGAACGUCCAGAGUCCCGGCCCUUGUUAACGCAAGAAACGCAGGAAACUGUCAAAAGCAUACCUGUGGAAGAUGAGGACCGGGGACUGGGGGACAGCUUGCCUAACACAACCAGCUCUUCCCAAACAAGCCUGUCUGCCCUCCCCCCUGUUUUAGGUAUUGAGGACUCACCACGGUCAAGCCCUCCGGUCCAAAGACAGACGGAGGAAGACACAGAGCCCUGGGCACAGGAUGACAGUCCGCUCAGAAAGCUUGUUCCUGUACUUGGUGAUGAAGAGUCGCUGAGCAAGAGCUUCGACCUCUUCGAUACCCUGGACGUGCGGAUCCACAACAAGUUUUUUCGUAGCAUCGGCGUAAAUGACAACGCCAUCAAGAUAGCAGAGACGCAGAAUCCCGAUGACAAAGUCUACAAUCUGCUGAGGGUUUGGAUGCAGAAGGAGGGGCUUCGAGCGGACAUCAACACCUUACUUCAAUCUCUGCUGGACCUGGAUCAGAGAUAUUCAGCGGAACAAAUCAGCACCAAAGCUGUUGAAAAACGCCUCUACAGAUAUGAGUGAAGAUUGCUAAAGAACAAAAGAACUACUCGGUCUCAACGCAUGAACUUCCUGUAAUGGAGCUCCGGUGCCAUCCUUGGAGAUUUGCAUCUCUGUAGUGCCCACUGUGGGUUUAGAAGCCAACACUGGACCCAUUUGAGGAUUUACACUGGCUGACAGAAGAGGGCGCUGUGGUGCCUCUCAACAGUGCAUACUAGAAGUAUUUGGUGCACUGCCAUUCGGCUUUUGAAACCGCAGGUUGGUCCGAAAGCCUGCAUAUAGAUGUCAUUAGCCCUUUGUUUGUGGGAAAUUUUGAAGCUUAAAGAAGUGUAAAUAGUCCUACAGCUUUGUGUUUAUUUUAACCACAUAGUGACAGGCGCAAUGCACAUUUGUAUUGAUUUUGACAAAGCCAAGCUCUACACUACAAGCUCAUAAAUCACUUCUGUUAUUAGCGAGUCUUGUCAAUUUAUUCAAGGUCGUAAACGAACAAAAAUGCCUUUGUUGAAGUUUGUUCAAACCAGUUGUUUAAUCCAUAACGACGUACGCAUUAUUUGUCAUAAUGUGUCUGCCGUUCCAGAUUUCAUUUAGCUAUUUCCAGAUUUCAGUAUCCUGGUUGUUACAAAACGUUGUCAGUCUGUGAAAGGUGAAUUCAAGUUUAUCACCCGAGUUUCCACCUAUUUCUAAUCUGCUUGCUCUGAGGCAACAAUGGCAUUUUUAUUUAUAUUUUAAAUAAGUGAUAUUUAUUUAUAUUGUGUAAUUGCAUAUUAUUUAUACCUGUUAACUAUGUCCUCCCAAAUGUUUUCUCAAACAUUUAUUGUGACUGAGAUGUUCACCAGAUGAAAUCCUCCAGCUCCAGAUAGGCUAGAGCACAUUCACUCAAAGUUCGUCUGUAUCAAAGACAUUUCUACAUGUUACUUUCUUCCUAUCCAUGUCCUUCCCUGUGGUCAUGCGUGAUGGUGUUGCCGUUGAUAACCUGACAAAAAAAAAAAAUUUUAGUAUCUCCUCCGGCGCUUGUGCUUCCGCAGGGCCUUGUUGAGUUUGCCAAAGGAAGCAUUUCAAAGUUCUGCCUGCUCUUGUCGCUGUAUGUGCAAUAGUGCACAGGUACGUGUUAAUAGUGAAAAGAUGAAGGAAAUGUAUUCUCAUCCAAAAACUACAGUUUAAUGGCAUUGUUUUGCUUAGGAUGUACAUAGUUUUGUCAAGAAGUCUAACAAAGGAAACUAAUAGAUAUAUAUUUAUAGAAGCCCUAGGAGCACAUCUUAAUGAAGUAGAGACUGUCUAAACCGAAGGAACAAAAUGACUUGUAAAUGAACAAAUAGAAUAGUCAUAGUAUAACAUGAUAUAUGAAUACACAGCGCCCCUAAAUUCAUUUACGUCUGACUCGGCUGCAAAGCUAUGCGUGUUUGAAAUAUGACCUUUUAGAUUAUUUACUAUGUUUAGGAACACAGAUCUCAGAUCAGGUUUACAUUUUAACUUGAACAUGUAGCUGAAUAAGGAUUUGGCCCAAGAUAUCUCCCCCUCCCGUUUACUAAUUAAAUUGUACAGCUGUCGUACAGUGCAGGCACUGCCACCUAUUGAUGUAGAAUAAAAUAGCAAGAGAAAAAGCAAUUUCAAGGGACCUUUCUAUUCUGGCAAUUAUGUUCUUUUCAGAUCUUUAAUCCCUUUGCACUGAAUUUAACGCAAGUCCUCUCUAAAUAUAGGUUCCUCUGAAUGUUUAGUUUUGUACUUUUUUUAAUCCACAUUGUUUUUCAAUAAUGCCUCCUACACAGAGCGCCUCGGCUUGCUCAUUCUGCGCUUUAUUUUUCUCCAUACUGUAUCUCUCUGUGAGUAGAAGUCUGUUGUGUGUAUGUUUUUCCCCUUAGACAUUUGUUUGCUUGUUUAUGAAUGUAAAAUGUUUGCCGUUGCAAUGUUAUUUGUAGAAUGUUGUUUUAAAAUAAAAACAAACAAAAAAUG